UUUAUUUUCCACACAAAAAAUACUAGUAAAGAAUUAAAUCCCUAUGACAUUAUAUUGUUACUUCACACUUCUUAGUAUCUUUUUCUUCGUGGUUGGAACAAGAUGUGUAUGUAUAUGUGUGUGUUUUGUGUGUAUGUGUAUGUGUAUCUCUUUUCUCUCUUUUUCUGUCGCCAAAAAGAAACAUGUUUAAAAUUUUCUCCCAGCAAGAACACGACCAUCCUCGAUCGCGCAGAGGGGGCCGUUUUCUCUCUGUAGACGGUUGUCGAUUUUCGUGGUCCCCCCUCGUGUGACGUAGCCAGCUUCGAAACGAAAGGGAAAAAAGGGUGCGACACACGAGCCUAGCCCCUUGGCAAAUGCGUGACGGGGUCCACCAACGAAAUUAUGGAUCGGACCUAGCCAUGCACGUCUGCGCAUGACCACCGCUAGAUCGCUCUGCCCUUCUUCAGCCCACUUUCCACUACAUUCCCGUGUAUCCAUACAUCUAACUGUGCAUCCUCCCUAUGACCACGUAUUUCACUAGCCUAGCUUUCUUCCCCUAGUUCCAUUUUAUUUCACGCGAUAUAAAUAACAACGUUACGCCGGAUAUCGUAUUGCGAUCGUAUUUAAAUUGGAACACUGGACACGUCACAAUAAUGGGUGAAAAGACAUUCAACCUUACGUGGAACAAUCACCUAGCCAACUUGUCUGGAUUAUUCGAAGGAUUGUACAAAAGUGGUUCCUUGACAGAUACAACGUUAGCUUGUCAAGAUGGAAUGUUGAGGGCGCAUAGAUUGGUCUUGGCCGCGUGUAGUCCUUACUUCGAAAGAGUCUUCAAAGAACAUUACGGUGAACAGCCAAUUCUUAUUUUAAAAGGUGUGGCAGUCGAAGAGAUGGAAUGUCUUCUGGACUUCAUGUAUCGCGGUUCGAUCGACGUUGCCGAGGAGCAUUUGCCCUCCUUGAUCAAGACCGCGACGGAUUUAGAGAUCCGUGGCCUUUCCGGUGAUCAGAGAAACCAAGAGAACAGUCGCAGCCCUUACACGAGGGUCGAGACGAGGAUGCAACGGUGUCACAUAGAAGCGAGGGUUCACACGACAGAGUAUAUGAAGGAGCCGUCCGUGAUUCCAUUCUUACCGAAACAGUCUUCCAUAGAGUCGUUAGAGGAUCACAUCAAGGUGGAAGAGAUCGAGGUGGAAGACGAUCCAAUGGUGAUCGACGGCCACGAGGAUGCGUUCGACGAACCGUUGCAUACCUCUGACACGCAAAUCAGACGUAUGCCGCCUCCUAUGUACAAACGAGAGACGAGGUUCAAAGGUCAGAAAAGAGUCUCCGUGGGACGUUCGACGAGGAACAAUGAUAUAUUGGAGUAUAGAUCGAAGGAUCGGGUCAUUUCGAAGGAAGAUUCGACGAGGGAGAGUUACGAGGAUUCGAGUGCGGUUAAAUGCGAGUCGAAUUUUAAUAACGCUUCCUCAGAUCCUACGGUACCGGAUAUACAGAUGAACGACGACUUACAAGAACGAGAUGAGAGUCUGGAUUCUUCGAAGAGUAUGGACGAUAAUUCGAGAUUAAGUGUGAAGAAAAAGGGCGAUAUAUCUACGAAGAGAUCAGUAUUGAACGAAGGGAAAGAGACGAGGCCGAUACAAACCAAGUCUGAAAAAGCUCAGUAUAAACCUUUUUCUUGCGAUCUUUGCACUUUGGCCUUUACGAGAGCUUCUCAUCUGGCUAGACACAGAAGGGUUCACACAGGUGAACGACCUUUUGCCUGUAGUAUUUGUCCACGAAUGUUUGCUAGGCAGGACAAGUUGAAGCAGCAUUUGGACUCGCAUUUACAAUGGCCAAAGAGAAAGAAUAACUUGUCGAGUUCCAGUUGUCAGUCGGUUUCCUCUGUACCUGGUAAAGCAAAAAGGGGUAGACCGAGAAAGGUAAAUUUAGAACAGUCAGCCAUGGAAGAAAUUUUAAAAUUUGGAGAAUUUAGUUCUUUGUUAAACAAAUCACAUUCUGCGAAUUCAGCAGAGAAGAAUGAAGAUUUAGCAUCCAUUGAAAAUGAAGGGAAACUCAAGGAACAAGAAGAAGACAUAGUGGAAGAAGGAAAUGAGAAUAAAGAUAAAGAUGCGAAUAAGGACAAAGACAAUUAUGGGUGUCAGGUAGAAAACGGUCAAGAUAUCGUUUAAAUAAUUUCUCAUUUCUUUUCGUAUUUCUAUAAAAAAUAUUUUUCUAUGGGUAAGAAAUCGUAAUAUGG
Molecule: messenger RNA, 2215 nt
Organism: Apis mellifera (honey bee)
Lineage: Eukaryota; Metazoa; Arthropoda; Insecta; Hymenoptera; Apidae
Product: zinc finger and BTB domain-containing protein 14
Exons: 6
Coding region: 633-2147 (504 amino acids)
Biological process (GO): regulation of transcription by RNA polymerase II
Cellular component (GO): nucleus
Molecular function (GO): protein binding
Source: RefSeq, a predicted model, not a curated record